Molecule: messenger RNA, 1236 nt
Organism: Aphis gossypii (cotton aphid)
Lineage: Eukaryota; Metazoa; Arthropoda; Insecta; Hemiptera; Aphididae
Exons: 9
Coding region: 1-1092 (363 amino acids)
Source: RefSeq, a predicted model, not a curated record
AUGUGGUCAAUAGUUCACUUUGAUGCUGAUAACUCUGUUGAACCAAUUCCAACACAUUGGUUAAAUAAAAAUAAAUCCAAAUGUGCUUGGCCAAACAACGACUCAUCAGCUGAUAGAUUAAGGAAUAAUAGAGAAAAGUCAAAUGAAUUUGAUUUUUCAUAUUUCAGCUGUCGUGUUCUGACUAAUAAUAUAAGUUCCUUAGCUGACGCUGUAAAAAAAGUAAAAUUAGCCAUGUAUACUUCGGAUUUAUCAGAUAUAGAAGAUAAGAAAACUAAAACAAAUAAGCAUACAAGUGAAAAAAAAAGAAAAGAUAUUAGUUUAUCAUCUAAAAACCCAUCUGAACAACUAAAUAAUGCACUGAAAUUAGUAGCUGUCACAAAUAGUAACUUGUCAGAUUAUGAUACAGACGAAAGCUCAGAAAAAUCUUUAUUCGAUGAUAGUGAUAAUGACAAAAAUUAUGAAUUACCAAUAGCUGACUGUUCCAAAAAAAGUAUACUUAACUAUGAUUCUGAAAAUGAUGAGCAAAAUAAUGAUACUUUGACUGCAGUUAAUUCUGCAACUUUAAACCAACAUGGUAUAUGUCUAGAUGAACAUAAAAAAAGUUCAACAUUGAAUAUUACGCCUAUCUCCAAAAAAUAUACUACACCAAGCAGGGUUGUUUUUCAGAAAGUUACAGAUACACAAAAUGUUACACCUUCAACAAGUAAUCACCAAAAUAAAGCAGAUAUUCAAAAUGUUCAAGUUGCAUACUUAACCAAUGAUGUAAUAAAUACACCAAGUGUAUCUCCUUUAGUGAACAGCAAUGAACAACAUUUAAAUUUUCAGAAACUUAUUUUGAAAUAUUUAACUUCCUUAAAAGUUGAAGUUUCUAAUAUUUCGGAUACUCAACAAGUGAUUAUUAAGUUGGUUAAUAAUAUCCAAAACAAAACUCAAGUAGACGAUUCAUGGGCAAAUGAAAUAGAUUAUUUUGUUUCUAGUUGGCCAAUAUCUGACCAUGAUGGUCUCAACGAUAUGGAAAAUAAAAUUAAAAGUGAUUCCAAUUUUCGAAAACAAGUUGUAAAUGAACUCGCAAGAAUUGGAGGAAAGUCGUAACAAAAUAUGAUAUAUAAAAUGUUAAAAAAAGUUUUUGAUGAUCAUAUUUUACUUGGAUUCACAUAUUAUGGGUUAAGAAAGAAAGAUAAUUUUUCUUUGACGGCAAUAAAUAAAGUAAUAAUUGGUAAGUUUUAUAUUUGUGAA